This is a messenger RNA of Olea europaea var. sylvestris, 432 nucleotides long. RefSeq lists its product as uncharacterized. The transcript is spliced from 2 exons. Bases 1 to 432 code for a protein of 143 amino acids. The record is from RefSeq and is a predicted model, not a curated record. Gene Ontology annotation, molecular function: zinc ion binding; aspartic-type endopeptidase activity; nucleic acid binding. NCBI's taxonomy places the organism in Eukaryota, Viridiplantae, Streptophyta, Magnoliopsida, Lamiales, Oleaceae. Gene Ontology annotation, biological process: proteolysis.
AUGUGUUUUUGGUGCGGUAAGCCGGGACAUAUUGCUUUACACUGUACAGAGCCUCCACGAAAGAAAGAUGAUGACCAAGAUAAGAACCCAAAAGGAAAGGCCCGAGUUUUCGCACUGAAUCAGCAUGAGGCGGAGCAGGAUUUGAAUAUGAUAGCAGGUAUUGUGUUAUUAUCCAAUGUCCCUGUUUACGUACUUUUUGAUUCUGGGGCUACCAAUUCUUUUAUAUCUGCAUCCUUCGUCGCUAGGUCCAACUUUGCAUGUGUUAGAAUGAAUAAUGAAUUAGAGAUUAGCAUCCCGUCAGGAAAAACUCUUUACACGAACCAGAUGACUAAAUCUAUGAAGUUAGAGAUUGAUGGAAAAAUAUUGGAAGCAGACUUAUACCUCUUGGAAAUGAAAGAUUUCGAUGUUAUUUUAGGCAUGGAUUGGUUAUGA